Solanum tuberosum (potato) is the source of this 3575-nucleotide messenger RNA. RefSeq names its product B3 domain-containing protein REM16-like. The transcript has 5 exons. Gene Ontology annotation, molecular function: DNA binding. Lineage: Eukaryota; Viridiplantae; Streptophyta; Magnoliopsida; Solanales; Solanaceae. The record is from RefSeq and is a predicted model, not a curated record. The coding region runs from base 2277 to 3311 and encodes 344 amino acids.
UUCAAUUUGAUGCUUAUGUAUGCUUGAAUUAGUCUUUCGCUUGUAGUUAGCCAGGAUGAGUGUUCGCUUGAGGGCCAGCAAUGGUUCUCGAGUGCCGGCCACAUUCAGGCUAUAGGCUCGGGUCGUGACAUUCACGAUUACACCACUUGGAGUAGCACUCAUGCCUUAACAUUCUAUUUGCUUUUUGGAACCAUGGUGUUUCCCAGGAUAAGAAAAAUGAAAUUGAUUCUAGAGUUGUCAUGACUACACAUGCCAUUUUCCAUGACAUUGGUGAGCCAAAUCAGGAGAAGAAGUAUUUCAAUAUAGUUUUGGUCAUUCUAGCCGAUAUCAAUCAGUUCUUAAGUCGAUGCAAGAAUAGACACCGAUUUUUCCAAGGAUGUAACCUCUUACUUCAAUGGUGGAUGUCCAAACAUCUAACUAGGAGAGGAGAAAAGGGUAAACAAAAUUUGGGAAAACAGGACAGGCAGGAUAGUAUAACUUCCCAUGAAUCAUGUUUAGUCUUCGAAGUUUCAGAACUAAGGAACUUUUCCCUAAGCUUCUCUUUCAACGUCUGUCAUGAUUCUAGGAAGUUCCAAGGGUUGCAAGAUCCAACAACCAGUGGGAGCAUUUGGAGCUUCUUGGCCUUUGAGCAAAUAUAAAGAGACCUGAUAAGAAAGUGAAACAUCUCUUCCCUUGGAUUCCAUGAGUGUUAUCUAACAACCUAUAUUGACAUUUAUAAAUAUUUCUUAUACUUUUUUAUAGUUUUUAUCUUUUAACAUAUUAUUUCAAGUGUGACUUAGAAUUUUGAAUGAUCCUAUAAAAGCCAUAGUCCAUGUAUAUUAGUAACUCUAAUAGUCUAGAAAGUAGUUCUCGUGCAUAUCCUGAAGCCAAUUAUGACCUUUAAAGAUUAAAAGCAGGGUUUUUUUUUUGGUUUCCCACUCAGUGUCCGGAGCCCACAAUGGAUCUUCCACUAAAUCUAGAUCGCACAUUGCAGGGCCCAUUCAGGAUUGACAGAGCAACACGAUUUUCUCCAUACCCAGGGUUUGAACCCGAGACUUCUGGUUAUGGGUUGAGCAAAAAUCAAGUUGUAAUUGUUUUAACGAGAAGUGAUUUUAAUACAUUGCACGUUAAUUACGUUACUGCAAAAAAAAAAUUAUUCUAUAGAUGAAAUUUGUCAUAUUUGUGGAAUGGAGCCUGAAACCUUAGAGCACAUUUUUCAUUUGUAUGUCAUGUAAAAGAUGACCCCGACACUUAGGCCGAAUUUGCAUGAUAUCUUAUAUUUUGUUGCUUGAUGAAAAAAAUUAGUUUUGGAAGUUUAGUUUUUAUUUCUGAUGUAACUGGCAGUACAUAUCUAUUUUAUGGAUGAUGUGAAAGGUAGAACAACAACAACAUAUCCCGUGUAAGCCCACAAGUGUGGAUUUGAAAGGCUAGUAAUAGAUGUAUUUUUAAAUUCAGUUCUAUGGAGUGAAAGGUGAUGUAUUAUCCAAAGCCUUGUUUGAUUUGACGAAUUUAUAACUAGGUGAAUAAUGUUAAAUGCUAUUCGAGAUGUUGUUAACGUUAAUUUACUAUUUUUUCUCCCGAGUUGUGGUGCUUUGUGUUGGUACAGAUGGUAGCCUUGAAGGCUAAUGGUGAUAUGAUUCAUGUCUGUGGUAGUCCAAUUCAUUUUGUUGGAGAAGUCAUAAUAGCUUGAGUGUUGUCAAUAACAAAAACAAUUCAAAUGGCUGCUAAGUAUGAUUGGAAAAAUAUAAGUAUUUUGUUAUAUUCGUCAACAAUGAUUCAAAUUGCCAGUUGAGACUAAGUUGAGGUGUUUAGAUGUGCACUCUCAAAGUUGGAGUGCUUACUUGCCAACUGAAGCCAAGUUUGAGUGUUUGUUUAUAUAUUAUGCCUUUGAUUAAUGCAUAUUAUGUUUUUCGGUAAAAAAGGUGAUUUUGUUAAUUGCUUUGAAUAAUUUAUAUACAAUCUUGAGACAAUUUUUUUAAAAUUGUGCAUUGUAUUGAGUGUGCCACGAUUUACAACAUAGAGAUUGUUGGAAUCCUACUAAUAUUGACUCAUGAUAUACAAUGCGCCUGUACAUGGACAAAUAAAAGGAAUAAAAAGGCUGCGUAUCGGACAAAUAAAAGAAAUAAAAAGGUCGUGUUUUGGACAGUGCAACUGAAAGCCCUGCUACUUGAUUGAAAGUGAGAAACGGUGGUUACAAUUCUCCUAUUUAAGGGUUUUGAUUGCCCUCACCCUGGUGUUUCCUCUGUUCCAGAAGGAUUUAAGAGUUGUUCGGGAAGCAUACUUUGUAUACGGAGGAGAUGGAACGGGCGAAUGAAGCAUGUGAUAAGUGCAAGAAGGACUGCCUGUUGAUUCAUAGAAAGAGGGUUCCUUCUUUCUGCAAAACAAUGACUGACAAAAGUUGCUUACAAGUUCUGAUUUUACCGCCAAAGUUUGCUCGAUCAGUUUCACACCUGGCUGAUCAGGUAACGCAUGUAGAGGAUUCAAGUGGAUUGCGAUGGAGGGUAACAGUGUGUUACUAUCAGGGUUUGUUAGCUAUCCAACAGGGGUGGCCGAAAUUUGCAUCACAGCAUCGUCUGGAUGUCGGAGACCUCUUGGUUUUCCAGUAUGCUCCGGGUCAGCACUUCACUGUUCAAAUAUUUGAUACGAAUGGUUGUGAAAAGAUUAUUUUCUGCUGUGACACUGGCAAGGGUAAAAAAAGAGCAACAACCUACGUGGAAGAAACCACCCGGGUUAGAGAUGCUCAAUAUGAUCACGAAGACGGCAGGUUGUGCUUGCAUCAGUCACGUUUUGAAAUGCCAGCAAGCAAACCUCUUGCAGAAGUACUGUUGCCAAUGUGUGAGGCUGGAAUCAAGGCAACUGGUAUGGUUAGUAGACCAGCAGAGGAUAUUCCACUGCUGGGUCCAAAAGAUAAAAAAUCCAAAAAAGCAUCUCAAUUUGAUUCAGGAGAGGAGGAAGCAAAUGGUAAUGAAAAAGUCAUCAAAAGUAAGCCUGCUGGUUUAGGAGACACACCAUCCUUUCCUGCAAUCAACUAUUCAUGUUUGGUGUCCGUCAAUGGUCGAGAUUUUCUGGAAUUACCAGAAUCCUGGCGAGAUUUGUUGAAAAGGCCAAUGCGAGAAAGGUGGAUUAUUUUUCUCCGAGGACCAGAUAAAAGAAUCUGGCCUACCUAUUAUACUAGUCGCUUGCCUCCCUAUUAUUCUAGCAGACCUAGUGUUGAUGUUUUGACUCGUGGAUGGAAGGACGUUGCUGCAGCUUAUGGCAUGAAUGCCAAAGAUGAUUGUCUUUUUCAACUUGCAGAUCAGCAGAACCGUAUAUUUGAUAUACGCAAAAUCUGAAAGUGCUGAAGUAAGAUUCCAAAUGAACUACUUGGAGUCAAUUACCUUAACGUCGUUAUAAGGGAAAUGAAAAGGAACCUAUGUCAGUUUCUCAUUAAUAGUUUUGAACAACAUUUAAGCGUUGCUUUGUUGGGUCAUAUAUUUUGUACUGUCAUUUUGAAGUUGUACUCAGUAUUUUGAGACUAAUUCCUUUGAGUCUAGUUACAUGUUUGUUUAACUUUGUUUUCUGAGAUCCAAUUGCAAAGAACCAUGAAUUGCUCGUUA